AGUUUAGUGUCGGGUUGCGUCCCAUCGGCGUCGCUUCGUGUGUCACGGGUUUCCACGCAGCUGUGCCGUGCGCUUGCGCAAAUAACAUGGACGCUGUUUUGGACCGAUAAUAAUACGUUUUCACACAAUCAUACGCGAUUUUUAUCAUAUUUGCUUAGUUAUUUUAAAACUUUACGUCGAGUUUAAAGCGGUCCUCACGAUAAAGUGUACUGUGCAUUCAUUGAAAAAUGAACCAAAUACCGGGAUGGAGCUCAUGAUUUCAGUGUGUUAUUGGCUUUACACAACAUUUUCAGUGAUAAAUAGUGAUAGUGAUCGUCAUUUAAGUGAUAACCAACAGAUACGGACAAUUAAGAUCUCAAAAUCAUGAGCCCGCGCAGAUAAACAUCAAAAAAAUCAAAAUUAGAAUGCCGGUAAAAAACUAUGUGGCCAGUGACUUUUAGUGUUGUACCAUAAAGGCGAUGCAUGGUUUGUGAGGCCGAAGCAGUCAUGGACAUGAGCGGUGAGGGGGGCGCGGGGGGCGCGGGCACGGCGCUGCAGCAGCGCUGGUACGAGAACCGGGUGAACGGGAGCCCCGCCGGGGGGGAGGGCAGCGACGUCAACGGCGACGGGUUCUUCCACUCGCCGCUGGAGGGCGGGCACCACAGCCGCGCCAGAUACUACCACCAGCAGAUGCACGCGCCCUACUCGUCCGCCGUCGGCUCGCACGGCCGCAGCCUAGGCGGCGGCGGCGGGCAGGUGUGCCGGCCGCACUUCCACACGCCGCUGCACCCGUGGCUGGAGUCCAAGGCGCUGGGCGGCUCGUGGGGCGGCGGCUUCCAGCAGGACGCGGCGGGCGACAAGCCGCUCUCCCCCGCGCAGCACCCGCACCCGCACCCCCUCUUCUCCUUCCCCCCGACGCCGCCCAAGGACUCCACGCCCGACAGCGUGGCGGCCGCGGCGCUCGGGCAGCAGGACUACCAGGCCGCCGUCGCGCACGCCACCGCCAUGAGCGUCGCCUUCAUGCAGCAGCAGCAGGACCUGCCCCUGUGCGGCGACGUGAAGCCCAUGAUGGGCGCGCCGCCCAGCAAGCAGCGCGAAGGUGCGGCGGGCGACGGCUGCCCGCAGGAGACCAGCCAGCCCUCCGGGGAGUACAACGCGCAGUAUAACGCGGGGGGCGACUACUACGGCUACCAGGGGAAGGGGUUUAGUGGGUCGCAGCAGCAGAGCAAGCCGCGGCCCAACAAGACGCGCACCAGCGCCGAGGGUCGAGAAUGCGUGAACUGCGGCGCGACGAGCACCCCACUCUGGCGGCGGGACGGCACGGGGCACUAUCUCUGCAACGCGUGCGGACUCUACUACAAGAUGAACGGCCAGAAUAGACCCCUGAUCAAGCCUAAACGAAGAUUGGUGAGUUCGUUACAGAGUGCGGCGCGUCGGGCCGGCACGUCGUGUGCCAACUGCAAGACAACGACGACGACGUUGUGGCGACGCAACCAGAACGGCGAGCCCGUAUGCAACGCAUGCGGACUCUACUAUAAGCUGCAUAACGUAAACCGGCCACUGACGAUGAAGAAGGAGGGCAUCCAGACCCGGAACCGGAAACUGAGCAGUAAGAGUAAAAAGAAGAAGGGCGGCAUGGGCAUGGGCGGCGGCGCCUGCGCGCUGGCGCUGGGCGGCGUCAUGGGCGACAUGAUCAAGCCUCUCGGAGACGCUACUAAAGGCUUCGGUGGUUCUGCUUUCCCUUCGGCUAUGGACUUUGGCCAGCACCAGGUCGGGCUGGUGCACCCGGCGGCGGCGCACAUGUCGCACUGGUACGGCGCCCCGCACCAGGGCUUCGCCCCCCCGCCCGCCUCGCACAACCCCUACCACCACCACCAUCUGGCGCAGCUCAACUCUAUGACUGGCUGGAGAAGUGAGUACACGUGAUAAGUAUAUCGACACUGUGGGCUACUGUAAGAACAAACACACAAACACACGACACUCCCGACCUCGCAACGUCGGACGAAGACCCGAUACUACUCGACGGAAAUCAAAUGCAACAUUAACUUUUCGCUGCUGUGAUUUCAAUCUAGGUGAUUUUGAGAUAUAAACUGUAUUAUUAAAGUACGAAGCUUCAAACCUUGACACAUCAGAUAAUGUAUAAGACUGUUGGUCAGAAUUGAUUUUUAAACAGCACUGCUGAAGUCUUGAGUAAAGUAACAUAUCUGUAACUGUAGAACUGCUCAAGAGGCGGUGAGGACUCGAUCCAAGUAUUAAACGUGUUUUACACAAAGUGAAGUAACUAGCGAAAUUGUACAGUAUUAUACUAGUAAUUAAGGUCGAUAAUGACUUAGAUCGAUUUAUGUGUAAGUAAUUAAGUAUUGUUCAAGGAAAACAAUUUGUGUAUUUUGUACAUAUCUUAUUAAUUUAUAUUCCGUUCCUGUAUAGAUAUUGUUUCGUUGUGUAAGUUAUUGAACUGUUCGCGGCGCGUGCGCAGGAAUUGUGAUGUGUUCAGACAACAACAACGUUUUAGAUUUUUUGUACAUUUUAUUAGUUUUAGAUGAUAUUGAGAAGCGCAAUAGUUAUUUAUGUAAUUAGGAUAUAAUGAUCCAAUGUGUAUAUAAAAUAGCCGAUUUAUUAAGUAGUAUUUUUCAGAUUAUUAUUUUUAUGAUUUUACUUACAUUCAACACACGAGUACUUAUGAUAUUGCCCUGUAUUCGAAAAAUAACUGGCCACUACAUUGGAUUAGCUAAUUAAAACAUUGUGUAAUAUAAAAAUUAUAUUGAUAUGUCGUGAAAAAUGUAAAAUAAAAUUUUGUAUAACAAUACCAAUUUAAAAUUAAGAUUGAGUGGCCAUAAAAUAAAUGAAAUUUUAUAGGGGCUGUUCUUGAAGAAAUAUAACCUGAAUGCAAAUCAUUUUAAAUAGCCAUGUGUUAUACGUGUUAGUAUAAUUUUAUUUGAAAAUGAAGGACAUUAUUUGAAUGUAUGUAAUUUGAGAUCGUUAUGUUUCUUUAAGAUCAAGUUCCGUAGAUCCCCAGGAAUAAAACUGUACAUACAAUAAUAUGUAAAUGAGACAUUUAUAGAAAAUAAAAAGCAUAAUAGAUAUUAAUUAAUACAAAACCGUGUUAAAUAGUGGUCACUACAAAUCUGCCUAUUACGAUAUUCUGUACCUAAAGUUUUUUUAGUUUUUAAAACAAAACAUUGUGAAGUUGUGUAUUUUAAUGAAAUUGUGAAUAAAUUAUCAAUAUUGAUAUUA
Plutella xylostella (diamondback moth) is the source of this 3213-nucleotide messenger RNA. RefSeq names its product GATA binding protein grain (gene grn). Gene Ontology annotation, biological process: positive regulation of transcription by RNA polymerase II; negative regulation of transcription by RNA polymerase II; cell fate commitment. NCBI's taxonomy places the organism in Eukaryota, Metazoa, Arthropoda, Insecta, Lepidoptera, Plutellidae. The record is from RefSeq and is a predicted model, not a curated record. Gene Ontology annotation, cellular component: nucleus. Gene Ontology annotation, molecular function: RNA polymerase II cis-regulatory region sequence-specific DNA binding; DNA-binding transcription factor activity, RNA polymerase II-specific; zinc ion binding.